This is a messenger RNA of Callithrix jacchus (white-tufted-ear marmoset), 9958 nucleotides long. NCBI's taxonomy places the organism in Eukaryota, Metazoa, Chordata, Mammalia, Primates, Cebidae. The record is from RefSeq and is a predicted model, not a curated record.
CGCGGUCGGCGCGUCCAGAACGUAGGCGAUGCAGUAAGUUGGUCGGGUGCAUCCACGGCGCGGUUAGCGGUUCAGCGGCUUCCUAGCCGCUCACAAGGUUAGUGCCGUUGGUGGCGCGGUCCCCGCUUCGACUGCGUCAGCGGUGUUGGAGGCGCGAUCCGUGUAGGUGGCGUGGAGGGGGGUGUCCAUGGCGUCAGCGUCGUCGGCGCAUCAGUGACGUCAGUGGCGCGACCACAGCACCUACGGUGCGUCGAAGGCAUCCCAGGCGCGGAAUGCAUGGCGGCACGGUCGGUCCGUCAAGAAUGUAGGCGAUGUAGUAAGCUGGUCUGGUGCAUCCACAGCACGGUUAGCGGUUCGGCGGUUUCCCAGCCACUCAAAAGGUCAGUGGCAUCGGCGGCGCGGUAUGCUGGUCGGGGACAUCCGUGGUGCGGUCAUCGGUUCGGAGGCGGGGGUCCCAGGCGCUGACGGCGUCCGCGAGGUCUGUGGCGCAAUGGUGGCGUCCCAGGAACGGUCACUACGUCGGGGGUGUACCCGCUGCGGUCUGCAUAGUGGGCGACUCCGGAAUGUUGGGGAUGUUCGCGGCGCGGUGGGCCCGUCUGCCACGCGACGGCGACAUCAGAGGCGCUGCGGCGGCGUCGCAGGCGCGGAUGGAAUCAGCAGUGCAGUCGGCACGUCGGGAGUGUAGGUGGCGCGGUAGGCUCUUCCGGGGCGGCCGAGAGCGGUCAGCGGGUCGGCGGCGUCCCAGGCGCUGACAGCGUCAGUGGCGUCCGCGGCUCGGUCCCGUCAGCAGCGUCCAGAGGGUCUGCGGCGACCGCGCGUCGGGGGCGCCCAGAGGGUCUGUGGGGAGAUAGCGGCGUCGGAGGCUCUGUCGGCGGUAACUGGGCAUCAGCGUCGCGGUAGGCGCAGGCCGCCCAUCGGUGGCGCGGGCCGGUGCGUCGGAGGCGCACUAAGUUAAGCUUUACCGGGAAGUCCAGGCAGCGUUUCCGAGGUGAGUGCUGCCGCGGGGCGGCGGCCGGGAUCUGCACUGAAGUUUAAGGUUUAGUAGGAAGUCAAGGUUUAGGGGAAGUCCACCCAGCCUUUUGAGGUAAGGGCACAGCGCCAAGCCGGAGAGCAGUGAGUCCGGAAACAGGCGCACAGCUGAGUUGAUGUGUGUGCAGGGGGCCUCCACAACUUUUGCUGUGCCAGCGGGGCGGGCGCGCCUGCCACCCCCCCAGCGCUUAAGUUGCUUGCAUUGGAUUCCUGCCCUGCCACUGCCGGCCGCAGCCCUGUUCUCCUGUGCUCUGGGGAGGAAACUCGCGGGCGAGUCUUCCUGUGGCAUCACAGGAGGUGGAGGGAUGGAGCAGCUUCAGUGGCACAUCCUCCUAGAUCUGGUGGAGGACAUUGACCCUUUGCCCCACCUUCGAGGCCAGAAAUGGGUUACCUCUGGGGACCUGAGUGGCGGGAGAUCUCAAGCCCCAAAUUUGCAAAGUUGGGGUCUUCAUUGGUCUCCGGGAUUCCACACCUGGCGCUGUCUCCAGCUUGGUGGUGGGCAAGCCAGGUGUGCCAGAUCCCGGAAGCACUAGGGGAGCAUUUGUAGCCGUCGCUGAAUCGCCUCAGGACUAGCGGGGCAAGCCUCAAAUGACCCGCAGCAUUUCCAGUAGGUUGGAUUGUGGUGCUGCUGUUUGCGCUCCAAAGAGUUGCUGUGGUUUCCCUGUGUCUGUCUGCCUUGGGAGCUUCUCAGAUCAUCUGGUUUGGCAUCCUCUCACAGAAGAGUUAAGCAAGAUUUCUGGAAUGCUUUCCUCCAUUUCCUUCUGUGUGUUGCUGGUAAAGCUGCUUUCAAAAGGGAGUCUCUUCUUGCAGUGCUAUCUUUUCUUUCACUCCCAGUGCUUGACAAAGUUAAAGAAAAGUAAUCUGCUGGUAGUUUUUCAUCUUUGUUCUGAGCUGAUACGCGUUAGUAGCUUUCUUUUGUUUUUAAAUGUUACUGGUAAAAUUUCACCUGUGAACCAGAAGCUCGCUAUUCCUCUUCUAAAAUGGUAGCUUUAAGAUUUCUGAGAACUUUGUGUCAAAGAAAUCUUGGAAAAGUUACUGAAGUCUACAGAGGAAGCUCACAAUUUUAAAUGUACAGGUGGUCCCGGGACCGUGGAUCACACCUGUAAUCCCAGCACUUCUGGAGACCAAGGUGAGCAGAUCAGUUGAGCCCAGGAGUUCCAGACCAGCCUGGGCAACGUGGCAAACCCCGUCUCUACUGAAAAGACAAAAAUCAGCUGUGUGGUGGUAUGUGCCUGUAGUCCUAGCUACCCGGCAGGCUGAGAUGGGAGGAUCACCAGAACCUGGGAGGUUGAGAUUACAGUGAGCCAUGAUUAUGCCAGUGCACUCAGGCCUGGAUGGCAGAGUGAGAGCCUGUCUCAAGAAAAGAAAAGAAAUACAGGUAAUGAAUUUACACUAAGUAAAUUUCACCAUAUAUCAAGAAAUAGAACAUUACUAGAUUGGUGUAUAAAUGUAGGAGUGGCAUUGUUGGUUUUAGAGGUAUGUGAAUGACAAAACUUUAGUAUCAGUUAUUGUUGAUCAUUUUCACAAAGUGGUUGUACUGCUGAGCGGGGAAUAUUCUGGUUACCCCACAUCUUUGCUUAUUCUUGUCCAUUCAAAAUUAUUUUGCCAUUCUAGUAGAGGUGCAGUAAUAUAUCAGUGUAGUUUCAUUUUGCAUUUUCCUGACAUUGAGAUUGAGUACUUUUAUUACCAUUUAUAUGUCCUCUUUUGUGAAGUGCCUGUUCAAUCUUCUUAUCCUGUUUUCAUUGAUAUGCUUGUUUUUCUGUUGAUUUGUAAUACUUUAUUCUGGAUGUGUCUCAUUUUUAGGAUAUAUAUGUAUUAUAUAUAUUACAUUUCUCUAUUUUUCAAACUGUAGCAUGCCUUUUCAUUCUUUUAGUGGUGUUUUUACGUGAAUGGAGAUUCUCCAGUUUUCUUUUCUUUUUGAGGCAGGAUCUCAUUCUGUUGUUCAGGCUGCAGUGCAGUGGCACAAUCACAGCUCAGUGUAACCUCCACCUCCCAAGCUAGGCUCCAGAGAGUCUCCUGCCUGAGCCCCCAAGUAGCUGGGACCUACAAGGGAGCACCAUUAUGCUCAGCUCUUUUUUGUAUUUUUAAUAGAGAUUGGGUUUUAACAUAUUGCAUAGGCUGGUCUGGAAUUCCUGGGAUCAAGUGAUAACACCUGCCUUGGCCUCCCAAAGCGUAGGGAUUACAGGCAUGAGCCAGUGUACCCAGCCUGAGUUACUUAAUUUUAAUGAACUUAUACUUGAUCAAUCUUUUCGUUUACGGUGACUGUGUUUUGUGUCCAGUUAAUCAAUGCCUAACCUAAGAAUAUGAAAACUGAAUCUCAUAGCAAUUUUAGUUUAGUUUAUGCUUCCCCACCCCCCACCCCUGUGCCCUAGAUAGGCUGUCACUCUAUUGCCCUGGCUGGAGGGCAGUGGCAUAAUCUCAGCUCACUGCAACCUCCACUUCCUGGCUCAGGCAAUCUUCCCCGCUCAGCCUCCUGAGUACCUGAGACCAUAGCAUGUGCCACCAUUCCUGGCUAAGUUUCCUAUUUUUUUGUUGUUGUUGUUGAGAUGGGGAUUCACCAUUUUCGCAGGUUGGUCUCAAACUCUUGGGCUCAAGUAGUCUGCCUGCUUCAGCCUCCCAGAGGGCUAGGAUUCGAGCCAACCCACCCACCCAUGAUUCACUUUUUACUACAUGGAUGUGACUGACAGUUUGAUCCAGAACCAUGUAUGGAGAAGACCAUCUUUGUCCUUAUGCACUGUGUAGCACUUUUUUUCAUCAAUUGGAUGGCUGUAUGGUCAUCUGAUUGAGCAAAUAAGUGUGGGUCUGUUCCUGGACCAACCUGGGCAGCAUAGCAAGAUCCAGUCUCUACAAAAAAUAAUAAAGAAUAAAGAAAUACAUGAAAUUUUUAAGUGGGUAGAGCAGAUGGAGUCAUAGGUGGUAAUUUAUAAACUAUUGUCACUUUCUUGGCUACAUACAGGUGUUGGUAAGUGAGAUCUUUUGGGAGUUCAGGCAAAAUGUAUUAAGUGAAUUCUUUGGUUUUCAGAAUGAUUGCUAGAUGUUCAUUGUGACUUCAAUUAGAUGUUAUUUGUGCCUCACAGAGCUACAGGUUUUAUUCUCUUCUUUAUUUAUUUGUCUUUAAACAUUUUUACAAUCUUCCUGUCAAGGCAGUACCUCUUUUACACUUAAUUGUUCUUAGGUAUAGUUAAUUACCAGGAAAAUUUUAUGGAUCAUAUCUAACUGUUAAGCCACUUAAAGUAAAGGGCUGCGAUAUAAUGUAGACAAUAGGAUUCUACAUAAUAGUCUCAGGAGUAUAUCGAUUAAAUUGUUUCUUCUUCUUCUCCUUUUUUUUUUUCCUUGAGACAGGGUCUGGCUCUGUUGCCGAGGCUGGAGUACAGUGGUGUAGUGGUAUGAUCGUGGCUCACUGCAGCUUUGACCUCUCAGGCUCAAGCAGCCUCCCACCUCAGCCUUAAGUAGCUGGGACUACAGGCAUGCACCACCAUGCCUGGCUAAUUUUGUACCUUUUGUAUGCAGGGUCUUCCUAUGGUGCCCAGACUGGUUUGAAACUCCUGGGCUGAAAUGAUCCUCCCACCUUGUCAUCCCAAAGUUGUUGGUAUUACAGGUGUGAGCUAUCACACCUGGCCAUUUUAGUUUUAAUAAUUUUAUAUUUUUGUAACUUAGAAUAUUUACUAAGUCUAUUUAAUUUAUGAAUAUGAUAUUCAUUAUGGUUAUUUUGUAUGCAUUUAAUCUCAUUUUAAUAUAAGGUCUUGGAAAUUAGAGAUGUUGUUUCUUAUUUGCUACCGUGUUCUCAGUACUUGACCUUGCCUGGUAUGAUACAGUUAUUGAAACAGUUGUUAAAUGAAUGAAUGAACCACAUUUAUAAAUUCUCCAAGUAUCGCAGCAUUCACCAUCUAACAAAUAAAAGAGCGUGUCUAGAGUAGAGUCACAGUUAACCUGCCAUACGAGGAAAUGUCAAUGAAAAUCAACCUUUGUAUGUGUAGCUGCUAAGAUUUUGGGGGCUUUUGUUACUGCAGCAUAAACUAGGGAAGCUCAGUGAGAUGGCAGACAGAAUACACACACACACACACACACACACACACACACACACACACGAAUAUAAAUAGACCGGAUGGACCAGUAGAUGAGAUUCCAAAGAUAGUUCAUUCAGCAUUAACUAACCACACCUACACUCUUAAUUUCCUAACAGAAUGAAUGGAAUUUCUGUUCACUAAGAUCUGCCUCAAGGAGUACUUUGUGAAAACUUCUCUGGAUGUGCAAGUAUUUAAUCAGGACCUUUUCUUUUUCCUCCUGCAGGUUGGAGUGCAGUGGUGCCAUCAUAGCUCACUGUAACAUGUAACUCAAGGCUCAAGGAAUUCUCCUGCCCCAGUCUCCCAAGUAGCUGAGACUGCAUGUGUGCACCACCAUGCUUGGCUAAUUUUUAUUUUCAGAGACAGGGUCUUACUAUAUUUCCCAGGCUGGUCAGGACUGUUGAUUGCAUACGACAGAAACCCAACCAACCCUAGUUCCCGCCACCCUUCAGUCUGCUCCUUUCUUAGUCUUCCGAGUCUCAACAAAUGGCAGUUUCAUCCUUCAUGUUGCCCAAGCCCCAAAUCUUAAUGUUAACCUUGAUUUCUCUCUUUUAUGUCAUAGCUUAUAUGAAGGCCAAUCAUGUUCAGAUCCAGGCAGAGGUUCUUGCUAACCCAGGCUCUCACCGGCACAGUGUCCUUUUCUGUCCUCCUGAGGGCAUCUGGAGCUUCAGUGCUGUGUGCUCUGGGCCUCCAUGCUGGGGCACCACCGACUCUGGCCGUCCAGGGCUUCCAGUGGACUCUCCGAGGCACCGAUGUAGAAUCUUCCCCAUUCAGCGCACCAAGAGCAGCCUCCCACGGUGUGGGCUGACAUGAAGAGCUGUCAGAUCCAACAGAUUCCGUGUUCCCAUUAAUGGAAAAUAUCAGUGGUGUAAGUUCCCCUGGAUCUCCUCAUCUUCAUGGAGCCUUGGGAGGAGCCUGAAUCACUGAUGGAAUUGGACUGUGCAUGGAGAUGGUUGAGCAAGAUGAGGUCCCUGGCCCGACCUGUGGUGCCCCAAACGUCGGCAUGAUAGCAUCUGGCAGGACGUGCUCCAGGAAGACCACAGAGGCAAACUUUCCAGAUGCCAUCGAGAAUUCUUACUCCCAGCAGGAAGAGACCAAACCAAAUAUCGGAGCCAGCAAAAAUAGACUUCUUCUGAGUCAGGUGGCUUACUUCCUGAACUACCAGCUGAAGACCUACAGAGAUCGAAACAAUCACGAUGAAGAACAGAAAGGCAGAGACAGCAAAAAUAAACUUCUUAUGAGUCAAGUGGCCUACUACCUGGGCUGCCGGCUGAAGACGGAAGUCCCUGGCUAUCUGUGUUCUGCCCCAAACGUCAGCACGGUGACAUCUGGCAAGCCUCCUUCCAGAGAAAACACAGAGGUGAACAUUGCAGAAGGCAUUGAGAAAUCCUGCUCCCGGCAGGAAGAAAACAAACCGACUUUCAGAGCCAGCAAAAAUAGACUUUUUCUGAGUCAGGUGGCCUACUUCCUGAACUACCGGCUGAAGACCUACGGAGAUCGAAAAGAUCACAAUGAAGAACAGAAAUGCAGAGACAGCAAAAAUAAACUUCUUAUGAGUCAAGUGGCCUACUACCUGGGCUGCCGGCUGAAGACGGAAGUCCCUGGCUAUCUGUGUUCUGCCCCAAACAUCAGCACGGCGGCAUCAGGCAAGCCUCCUUCCGGAGAAAACACAGAGGUGAACGUUGCAGAAAGCAUUGAGAUAUCCUGUUCCUGGCAGGAAGAAAACAAACCGACUUUCAGAGCCAGCAAAAUUAGACUUCUUCUGAGUCAGGUGGCCUACUUCCUGAACUACCAGCUGAAGACCUACAGAGAUCGAAAAGAUCACGAUGAAGAACAGAAAGGCAGAGACAGCAAAAAUAAACUUCUUAUGAGUCAAGUGGCCUACUACCUGGGCUGCCGGCUGAAGACGGAAGUCCCUGGCUAUCUGUGUUCUGCCCCAAAUGUCAGCCCAGUGGCAUCUGGCAGGCCUCCUUCUAGAAAAAACACAGAAGUGAACAUUCCAGAAGACAUUGAGAAAUCCUGCUCCCAGCAUGAAGAAAACAAAGCAAAUUUCAGAGCCAGCAAAAAUAGACUUCUUCUGAGUCAGGUGGCCUACUUCCUGAACUACCAGCUGAAGACCUACAGAGAUCGAAAAGAUCACAAUGAAGAACAGAAAUACAGAGACAGCAAAAACAAACUUCUUAUGAGUCAAGUGGCCUACUACCUGGGCUGCCGGCUGAAGACGGAAGUACCUGGCUAUCUGUGUUCUGCCCCAAACAUCAGCACGGUGACAUCUGGCAAGCCUCCUUCCAGAGAAGACACAGAGGCAUUGAAAGUUGCAGAAGGCAUUGAGAAAUCCUGCUCCCAACAGGAAGAAAACAAACCAACUUUCAGAGCCAGCAAAAAUAGACUUCUUCUGAAUCAGGUGGCCUACUUCCUGAACUACCAGCUGAAGACCUACAGAGAUCGAAAAGAUCACGAUGAAGAACAGAAAUGCAGAGACAGCAAAAAUAAACUUCUUAUGAGUCAAGUAGCCUACUACCUGGGCUGCCGGCUGAAGACGGAAGUCCCUGGCUUUCUGUGUUCUGCCCGAAACAUCAGCAAGGUGGCAUCUGGCAGGCCUCCUUCCAGAAGAAACACUGAGUUGAACACUCCGGAAGGCAUUGAGAAAUCCUGGUCCAGGCGGGAAGAUAAUAAACCCAAUAUCGGAGGCAGCAAAAAUAGACUUCUUAUGAGUCAGGUGGACUACUCCCUCAACUAUCGGCUGAAGACAUGCAAAGAUCGACAAGAUCAUGAAAUACAGAAAUACAGAGAAAGCAAAAAUAAACUUUUUAUGAAGCAAGCAGCCUACUAUAUGUGCUGCCGGCUGAAGAUCGAAGAAGAUCAGAGACGUCAUGAGGAAGAACAGAAAUACAGAGACAGCAAAAAUAAACUUCUUAUGAGUCAAGACUACCCGGGCUGCAGGCUGAAGACGGAAAAAAACGACAAAGAUGAGGAUGAAGACGUUCAUGUCAUGGAGGCUGAGAACAUCCAGGAAUCACGUACCCCCAGGAAUCUGCAGGAGUAUGUGGAGGAGGAAGCCCCCGAGGAGUCCUGGGAUGAAGAUGAUUCGACUCUCUCAAUUCCUCCUGGCACAUUUGCCUUCAAUGAGCCUUACAGGACCAACUUGCGCUCAUUAGAGGAACAGCAGGUCAACUUGGCUCAUGACAUAGACACGAUUAAAAAGGUUGAAGAAGAGGAAGAAGACCAAGGCCCACUGUGCCCCAGGCUCAGCAUGGAGCUGGUGGAAGCAGAAGAGCCUGAAGUCUUCUGGUACUCACUGGAUAUAUUGUAUUCAACAUAUACAGCUCAUCUUGAGUUUUAUUACACAUGCCAGGCUUACACAUAUGCCGUUUUUUUAUAUGCAGAAGAGCAUGUUCGCUUGACUUUGGACAUGGACAGUGGGUUUCUUACUAUGACGGUGAUAGGACUCCACCUGGUCUCCCGGAUAGGGGUCAUAUUUCCACACUAAGACAAUGUGUCACACGGGACUCUGCCGGUGCAGAGCAUGAACCAUGCCAUGUUCUUGCUGAAAACGCUUAGCCUGAGUUUCAUAGCCUGAGGUAAUCUCCAGACAACUUCAGAAUGUAGAACAGUGAGUGGCACAACUGACCUGUCUCCUUCAGACAGCCCAUGUCACCACAAAUCACACAACUGAAAGUAGAAGAGAUGUUUUGGGUUGAAAAAGAGUAAAAAGAUAAUGUAGCUACAUUUCUUUAGUUUUUUUGAACCCAAAGUGUCUCCUCACCUUGUUGUUGUUGUCGUUGAUGGUGGUGACAUGGGCUUGUUUGUAGAGGACAGGUCAGCCGUCCUGCUCAAUGGUCUGUACUCUGAAGUUGUCUGAAAAUGUCCUCAUGCUUAAAUUCAGCCUAAGUGUUUUUCCGGGAACACUGCAGUGUCAUUGCUACCUCACCCAUCUGCAGGUAGAGAAGGUCCCGUGUGUCUACCACCAUGAUCGUGAUACCAGGACUUUUCCACCAUUUGUCUAUCACCAUGAUCGUGAUGCCAGAUCUGUACCUUUCAGAGACACCUUAUUUAUGCGGAUGUAUAUAUUCAUAUUUAUAUGGAAGUAAUUGGAAAAAUGGUUUUUAAAGGUAUUAAUAUCCUGUAUUCAAAUGAUCAUCCCUCAACAUUUUAUUAUUCAGUAAUCAUCCCUGGCUGUGUCAAUUAUUGUAUUUACAUCUCUACACUGGAAAUUUUCUAUUUUUGCAGUAUAUUCGCUUUUGCUGGUUUCUGUUGUUGAACCAAAAAAACUCCCUCCCUGCAUUUCAAUUAUUGCCAAUCUUAAUUUUAAUCUAUACAAAGAAAAUUUUUUUUCUUUAAGAUAAGGCUGUCAGCACCUAAGGCCACAGCAAAACAGAGCCUUUGUUUGCUAAUUUUUAAGCCUUUGUUAAUUUCUGGCUGAUGGAGGUAGUUUAUUUAAUUAGCUGCUAAUAUCUAUUUAAGUGAGCAGCCAGAGUAAUGUCUAUCAGACUAAGGAUGUGCAAAGCCCAGACCAUUCUCUUUGAGUCUUUUAAACUAUUUCAGAAGAGAAGGGAAUAGGCAGAUUCCACAUAUGUGGACAGGAAGGAGAAUACGCUAAAAGACACAAACAACCGUUGCCCAGAACAGAAUAGAAAAUCCAUUAAAAUGCAUGAAAUAUUUUCUUGUGAAAUGUAAUCUCUCCAAACUUAGCCAUUAUAUGAAAGUCAAUUCUUAAUAUGCCACACUACAUUGACUCUUGACGUUCAUAAGAAUUCAUUUCCAUGUUUGUUAUUUGAAAAAGCAAAAGGACUGUAAUCCUUUGUUUUCUUUGCCAUGAUCAUUUUAAGAUUGAGAAUGUUUUUCCAAUAAAAAGAUUGUAAAGA